GGUUCUGUGGCGGGAAAGGUUUCUGUGUUUGGCGCUAAGCGGGAGCGCGGCGGCUGCCCGGGGGAACCGGGUCACGUUAACGGGGUCGCGGUCGCUACUGGGGCCGGUCCGGCUUCCCCCGGCUCCUCUCGGUUUCCCCCCUCACAGCAGCGGCCAGAUCUCCGCGGCUCCCCCGGCGUCCCGGAGCGGUGGGCAGCAUGGCGGCGACGGGCGUGCUGGAGGACGCGGAGCUGCGGGAAGCGCAACGUGACUACCUCGAUUUCCUGGAUGAUGAGGAAGACCAAGGGAUUUACUCUAGCAAGGUCCGGGAAAUGAUCAGCGACAACCGGUACCGCCUCCUUGUCAGCAUCAACGACCUGCGGCGGAAGAACGAGAAGAGGGCCAACCGGCUCUUGAACAAUGCCUUUGGGGAGCUGGUCGCUUUCCAGCGUGCCUUAAAGGAUUUUGUUGCCUCUGUUGAUGCCACCUAUGCCAAGCAGUUCGAGGACUUCUACAUUGGGCUGGAGGGCAGCUUCGGCUCCAAGCACGUGUCACCGCGGACGCUGACAGCCUGUUUCCUUAGCUGCAUUGUCUGUGUGGAGGGCAUCGUGACCAAAUGCUCUCUGGUUCGUCCAAAGAUCGUCCGGAGUGUCCAUUAUUGCCCAGCUACCAAGAAGACUAUUGAGCGCCGGUACACGGAUUUGACCUCCCUGGAGGCUUUCCCAUCCAGCUUCUUCUACCCUACAAAGGAUGAAGAGAAUAACCCCCUGGAGACCGAGUUUGGCCUCUCGGUCUACAAAGACCAUCAGACUAUCACCAUCCAGGAGAUGCCUGAGAAGGCACCAGCAGGUCAGCUGCCACGCUCAGUGGAUGUUGUUCUGGAUGAUGACCUGGUAGACAAGGUGAAGCCUGGAGACCGCAUCCAGGUGGUGGGGACGUACCGCUGCCUGCCAGGAAAGAAAGGGGGUUACACAUCAGGGACUUUCAGGACUAUCCUUAUUGCCUGCCACGUGAAGCAGAUGAACAAAGAUGUCCGGCCUCUCUACUCUGCUGCUGAUGUAGCCAAGAUCAAGAGAUUCAGCAAGAGUCACUCCAAGGAUAUCUUUAACCAACUGGCGAAAUCCCUGGCUCCCAGCAUCCAUGGGCACGAGUACAUCAAGAAGGCCCUUCUCUGCAUGCUGCUCGGAGGGGUGGAGAAGGUCCUGGAUAAUGGGAGCCGCAUCCGAGGAGACAUCAACAUCUUGCUGAUAGGAGACCCUUCUGUUGCCAAGUCUCAGCUGCUACGGUACGUGCUCUGCACUGCGCCCCGCGCUGUCGCCACCACCGGCAGAGGCUCCUCUGGUGUUGGCCUGACUGCUGCUGUCACCACAGACCAAGAAACCGGUGAACGGCGCCUGGAAGCAGGGGCCAUGGUGCUGGCUGACCGAGGGGUGGUAUGCAUUGAUGAGUUCGACAAGAUGUCUGAUAUUGACCGCACAGCCAUCCAUGAGGUGAUGGAGCAGGGCCGCGUCACCAUCGCCAAGGCUGGCAUCCAUGCCCGCCUCAACUCCCGCUGCAGUGUCCUGGCGGCAGCCAACCCUGUCUACGGCCGGUAUGACCAAUACAAGACACCUAUGGAGAACAUUGGCCUGCAGGACUCCUUGCUCUCCCGCUUUGACCUGCUCUUCAUUGUGCUAGACCAGAUGGACUCUGAGCAGGACAGGGAGGUCUCGGACCAUGUCUUGCGGAUGCACCGCUACCGCAAACCCAACGAGCAGGAUGGGGAUGCCAUGCCUCUGGGCAGUGCUGUGGAGAUCCUGGCUACAGAGGACCCCGACUUUGCGCAGGAGGAGGAACAGGAGCUCCAAGUGUACGAGAAAUACAAUGACCUCCUGCACGGGCCCCACCGCCGCAGGGAGAAAAUUGUCAGCAUGGAGUUCAUGAGGAAGUACAUCCACGUAGCAAAGAUGAUUAAGCCUGUCUUGACCGAGGAGUCAGCGAGCUAUAUAGCAGAGGAGUACUCCCGCCUGCGCAGCCAGGAGCAGAUGAACUCAGACAUCGCCAUGACCUCUCCUGUCACAGCUCGUACCCUGGAGACCCUUAUCCGCCUCUCCACAGCCCAUGCCAAGGCCAGGAUGAGCAAGACUGUUGAUCUGCAGGAUGCUGAGGCAGCUUUGGAGCUGGUGCAGUUUGCCUACUUCAAAAAGGUGCUGGAGAAGGAGAAGAAGCGCAAAAAGCAGACAGAGGACGACUCGGAGACUGAGAAGGAGGAUGAGGAGUCACAGCCCAAGGAGGAGCGCAAGACGAGGAGGACAAAGAAGGCACGCACAGGGGACGAGGGGGACUCCUAUGACCCAUACGAUUUCAGUGAUGCCGAGGAGGAGAUGCCAGAAGUUCAGGCACACACUCCAAAGACACCCGAAGCCUCAGCCGCUGGGGAAGCCAAGAAGCCGGAGCUGGCUGAGCCGAGGUUGAAGGCAUUCAAGGCUCGUCUUCUGGAGGUUUUCAAGGCUUCCCAUGCCCAGUCUGUGGGUCUGAAGAACAUGAUGGAGUCCAUCAACCGCGACAACCCUGAGCCCUUCUCGCAGGAUGAGGUGAAGGUGGCGUUGGCCCACAUGCAAGAUGACAACCAGAUCAUGGUGUCUGAUGACAUUAUCUUCUUAAUCUGACCAUCUGGGUGGAAGAGCCCAAAUUCCUAUGGACUGUCAGUCUGGAGACUCUUUGUGCUUGCCUUUAACUCCUGAAUGCUUCCUCUGGCUGAGCUGAACUCUGGGGAGCUCAAGUCUGUGCACUUUACAGUCUUCCAUCAUUGCUGGCACCAAAAGAAGCCAGGAGCUCUGGAAGCAAUCUUACUGUUGCUGUCUUCAGACUGGCUUAUUUGGGAAGAGGUUUGUUUCUGCAAGGAGCCAAGAGGAAAAACUUAAGUGCAAAGUAUCAGUGUUUUUUAAUGUAUCGUGUUUAUCUCUGGUGAUAAUGGUUCCAGCCUUUGAAUAAGAAAGUAUGGAUUUAGGAA
This is a messenger RNA of Neopsephotus bourkii (Bourke's parrot), 2971 nucleotides long. It is a transcript of the gene MCM3, whose product is annotated as minichromosome maintenance complex component 3. NCBI's taxonomy places the organism in Eukaryota, Metazoa, Chordata, Aves, Psittaciformes, Psittacidae. The transcript is spliced from 17 exons. Gene Ontology annotation, molecular function: ATP hydrolysis activity; single-stranded DNA helicase activity; single-stranded DNA binding. Gene Ontology annotation, cellular component: nucleus; MCM complex. Gene Ontology annotation, biological process: DNA replication; mitotic DNA replication initiation; double-strand break repair via break-induced replication. The record is from RefSeq and is a predicted model, not a curated record. The coding region runs from base 198 to 2627 and encodes 809 amino acids.